AUGAAAAAAGAAGAGGAAGAAGAGGAAGAGGAAGCAUUUGAGCGAAAUUUGAAAUCUGCUAAUGAUAUUUCAAUUAACAAAAUCCUGGAUCCAACUACCAAAAAACGAAAUUCAAGCAAUACUCUUCAGAACCUCAUUUUUAUUUUGGUUAUUGACCCUAUCCGUCUAGGUCUUGGUUUUCUUGAUGUUCCAACAGCUCAAGAAAUCAUCGCGAAAAAUGUUCAUGAUGUUGGUCCAAAUGAAGUUGAACGUAUCAGAUCAUAUAAGCAAAAAGUCCGACCUCCGUGGGCAAGCGAUUUACAAUUAUCA
This is a messenger RNA of Racocetra persica, 309 nucleotides long. Lineage: Eukaryota; Fungi; Glomeromycota; Glomeromycetes; Diversisporales; Gigasporaceae. The record is from the annotation of a GenBank genome assembly.